Molecule: messenger RNA, 1505 nt
Organism: Rhodamnia argentea
Lineage: Eukaryota; Viridiplantae; Streptophyta; Magnoliopsida; Myrtales; Myrtaceae
Product: UPF0481 protein At3g47200-like
Exons: 2
Coding region: 213-1505 (430 amino acids)
Source: RefSeq, a predicted model, not a curated record
UAGUUCCUCUGCCGACUUCUCUUUAUCCAGAUUCCUAGGAGCAGCCUGAAGCAUAAUUCUCUUCACACUCAAUCCAUCAGUCUUCUUUUUCCUAGCCAAGUAUCAUGGUACAGACGAAGUUUGCUAUUGGGUAAUCUCCGGUCAUGGGAUGAGGAUCAUGGAACGCACGGCACGCUUCGAUUUUUGAUCCCUGAACUGAAGACGGGGAGCGUAUGGAGGGAUUAAGGAAGGAGGAUCUGUUCGACUUCAAGAACCCGCUAGUUCCGCCGGAGAAUCCGAUCGGGGAUGAGUUCGUGUCCAUCCAUUGUGUGUCGGAUUGUAGCAUCUACAGAGUCCCAAGGUCGAUGCGCGAAGGGUAUGAAAAGGCAUUCAGCCCUCGAUUCGUUUCGCUCGGGCCAUUUCACCAUCGCAUCAAGGAUCUGCAAGCGUUGGGGCACAAGGAAAGUUACUUCACCGACUUUGUGCGAGUGAGCAAGCUAAGCGCGCAAGGUCUGUUCGAGUUCGUCAAGGGAAGGGAAGAAGCCAUCCGCGAGUGCUAUGCGGAGAAAAUUGAGCUAGAAAGCAACGAUCUCGCGAGAUGUAUUCUAGUGGACUCUGUUUUCAUCAUCGAGAUCUUAUUGAAGAAUAGAGAUCGCAGCUUAGUAGGCAAGAACGAUCGGAUAUUCAAAAAGCCGUGGCUGAUUCAUGACAUCAAGUUCGACAUAUUGAAGGUGGAAAACCAGAUCCCUUUUGCCAUCAUUGAGGACCUCUUAGCAUUGCAUCAAUCAACCAGAAACUCUGACGAUGAAAGGCUCUCUCUCGGUGUUCUCACACAUGAAUUCUUCAAGUUGCAUUUAGGAGGCAUAACAGAGAUAGGAGAUGACUUUUCCAAGGUCUCGUCCAUGAACUCAAGCCACUUUGUGUCUGCGCUCAGAAACUAUAACUUGCCAUCAGUGACACCGUCGCGACCUAAGAAAGUUAUCAAGAGUCUAGCCACUCCUAGCGUGAUGGAGCUGAGCCAAGCUGGGGUCAAGUUCCAGGUCGGCUCGGGGAAGAGUUUAUUUGACGUGCGAUUCUCCAACGGAACGCUUGAGAUCCCAAAACUGAACAUAUACUUCGGAGCAGAUGUACUGUUGAGAAAUCUUAUCGGCUUUGAGAGAUGCAACUGCCUGGAGAACUACAUUAAUGACUACAUCAUCUUCAUUGGUCUUCUUGUUCACUGUCCCGAGGACGUGGAGAUGCUAGUGGAGGAAGGAAUCAUCCGCAUCAGUACAUGGGACAGCAAAGAAGUUUUCGCGCUCAUCAAGAGCCUCGUGAAAGGAGCGAGGUUCAUUCCAGAUGAUUUCUACUUCUCUGGUCUCUGCACCGAGCUGAAUGAGUACUACAGAAUCCCUUGGCACAGGUGGAAGGCGAUGCUGAAGCGCGACUACUUCAACAGUCCAUGGUCCAUCAUAUCGGUUGUUGCAGCCGUCGUUCUUCUCCUGCUCACUUUGGUACAGACAGUGUUCUCUGUUAUUUCUAAAUAG